Messenger RNA from Epinephelus lanceolatus (giant grouper), 1245 nucleotides. Lineage: Eukaryota; Metazoa; Chordata; Actinopteri; Perciformes; Serranidae. The record is from RefSeq and is a predicted model, not a curated record.
GUCGUCGUCAUCAGGUCAGAGGUCAAACUCCGUCAGCAGCAGGUCACACAGCAGCUGAAGGGCAGGUUCAAUAACGUUACGUCGCACUUGAUCUUCUGCCAGCGAAAAUGUCGUGGAGAUGUUUCAACCAGCCAUGGCUUGUUCUGGAUAGAAUAUUCAACCACCCAGCAGGGCAUGAAUGUUACACCGUCCGCGCUACCGACUGUCGGUUUCCAGAAAACGCCGACAUGCUUGUAUCAAGGAUGGAGUCCGAGCUGUGGGACGAUUUCAGUCCAGAGGAGAAGGAUCCUGUAUAUCCAAAUCAUCAAGAAUGGUGGUUUUCUACUCUUUCUUCCCCUCUGGAUUUGCCUCUACUGUUCAAUGCCUCACUUCGAUCCCCUGCAACAUCUUGGUCUCCACCCCACAGAGCUCUAAGGACCAGGUUUGUGCCCCCAAAUCAGUGGAGAACCAGGAAAGCUGCUGCAUGGCAGCCCUAUAAGACCAGACAAUACCAUGGAUGGAGACCAUCUGUUUCCAUGCAAGGCGGGUGUGGCUGCAACUGUGGCCCAAGAAGAUACAGACAAAGGAGAUGGAGACCAAGAAGAUGCCAGCCAGAAAGAUACAGGCCAAGAGUGACAUCUUCGGAGCAUCUUCCUGUGGCCAUCCAGCCUACAAAGUGGUACCAGGUUGUCGGGAGUAUGCAGUGCAGCAACUGCAAAGCCCAGGGGAGGCACCAAAUGACGUCUUGGAUGUGUCAGAGAUGCGAGGUUCCACUUUGUCUGAAGCCAUAUAGGAACUGCUAUACCAAGUGGCACGGUCAGGGAUGUGAGCUCAGAGGGUGGAGGUUGCCUUUCCAGGAGGAAAGGCAGUGAAAGUUUAUUCUCCUGUGAUGCGAUGAGUUCUUGUGUUGAGCUGUGGAACCUCAGUUAGCCUGCAGGUUUUUCUUGUUUAUCCUUUACUCUCAAAUCUGUUGUUAACUUGCAAGAUGCUGAAUAUUGUGAUGGAGAGUAUUGCUUUAUGUUUACAUGAGGGACAUCACUUAUUUUGACUUUUUCUGAGUUCCUUAAAGAUUAUUUAUAACAAGAAAAAAUCUCAGAAGUUGCAAAGGAGAAAAUGUUUUAGGGGGUGCACAACUGGUGUGCACUCCAUUGUUACUCAUAUAUUCCCUCUGUGAUUAGCCUAUAUAGAUGUUAGGGAAAACGGUUUCAAUAAAGUUUUCCCGUUUCUGUAAAUGUUUGUUUCUGAUUAAAUUGCAGAGAAGUUGUA